This is a messenger RNA of Drosophila melanogaster (fruit fly), 402 nucleotides long. RefSeq lists its product as uncharacterized. NCBI's taxonomy places the organism in Eukaryota, Metazoa, Arthropoda, Insecta, Diptera, Drosophilidae. The coding region runs from base 1 to 402 and encodes 133 amino acids. The record is from RefSeq and is marked reviewed. The transcript has a single exon.
AUGCUGACAUCGUGCACAUCAAAUAAAUAUCAUAUUAAGCUCCCCUUUCCUUUUCUUUUCAGAAUUGUCGAAAAUAUUCUAUAUUUCAGUCCGAUGACAAGAUCCCUGCGCCGAGCUUGUGCUAAGCCCAAAGUAUGUGCCAAGCAAAAAGCCGAGAAAGCUUGUGACAAGGUGAAGUGCACCAAACUUGGACCAAUCACGAGUAAUUGCUACUUUAAUUUCGUGAGGUCCUACCGGAUAAAGCAUUGUGACGUAAACCCACAAGGGUUGAUAUCAAAGGCGGCAAAAGCGUGGAGAAUGCUGAAGACGCGAUUCAGUCAGAUCGAAAAGAAUGCCAUAAGAAUCUGGAACAAACACAGUGAAUUGCGAAGCGAUCUGUUGGAGGAGGAGGAGCACGAAUAG